This is a messenger RNA of Miscanthus lutarioriparius, 2343 nucleotides long. The record is from the annotation of a GenBank genome assembly. Lineage: Eukaryota; Viridiplantae; Streptophyta; Magnoliopsida; Poales; Poaceae.
AUGUUCUGGCUCGGAAUGAUCCUGACCAUGAUUUUGGCACAGUCGCUGCAGUGGUGGAGCGAAUGGGGGUUCCGGAUCGCUGUCGUCUCGAGCUUAGGGGCAAAUCUUGUCGUCGGCAUCCUGUCCGGGACACGGCGGCGCUCGGCGCCCCGCUGGUUGUGGGCGUUACUAGGCGAGGUGGCUAAGUUGGUCGUCUGGCUUGCGUACCAGGUCGCUGAGGCAGCGACGACGAGCGCACUCGGCAGCCUGUCCCUCUGCGGCUCCGAUGCGUCGGAGGAGGAGAAGCAGGUGGUCGCGUUCUGGGCCCCGUUCCUCCUGCUGCACCUGGGCGGCCCGGACAACCUGACCGCCUACGCUCUGGAGGACAACAAGAUCUCCAACCGAAAAUGGCUUGAGAUAGUCGUUCGGAUUCUGGGGGUCAUUUAUACCAUCUACAACAACACACAUCGCGGCGGCCGCAGCUGGGCUCUGUUGCUCGCGGCGUCCGUCGUCAUGCUCGUCGCCGGCGCCGUCAGGUACGUGGAGAGGGCGAACGCCCUACGGAAAGCCAACUUGGACAGCAUGCAGGAGGACGCCUCGUCAAGCAGCAGCAAGGACGACAUUAAGAUGCUGAAAUGCAGAAUCAAGAGGGCGAAGAGGCAGGGGCAGUCGUUCCGCGACGGAGAAGCGCUGCUCCUUGCUCAGGAUCUGUUCCCCAUCUGGCGCCAUGCCCUGGUCGAUUCUUCUGUCAAUCCAGCUUCACCAAUGCAGAAAGCCAGCGAGAUGAUACUCUCGGAGUGGGACUGGGAGAGCAUGUGCAUGGUGGCCGAGAUGGAGCUGUCCCUCAUCUACGAGUUCCUCUACACCAAGGCGAUCCUGGCACACACCUGGCACUACUACCUCAUCCGCUUGUUGUCGCCCCUCUUCACUGCUGCUGCCGCAUUUCUCUUCUGCUUCUGGCUUCAUCCUGAUAAGCAGCAGCAGGGCGAUGAUGGCCACCGGGUCAGGGGAUCCUUUGUCGGGAUCACCUACGCCUUGCUGGCCAUUACCUUCCUCAUGGAUGUGGCAUGGCUGAUGAGGGCCCUCGGGUCGACAUGGGCGUACGCCUACUUCCAGGCCGCCGGAAGAAGAUGGUGGUGCAGCAUCCACCGCAUCGUCGUCCGCCUGGACCCGUUGCAGCUAUUCUGCCGCGAUCCGCAGGCCAUUAAUACUGAGGAAAAACAAGUUGGUCAGGAGAAGGAGAAGGAGGAGAAGUACACCAGGAUGGACAUCAGGACACGCUGGGGCCACAAGGCCUUCAGCUGUGCACCUGAGCAAGUCAAAAAUAAAUUAAAAAAGGACGAGCAAGUCAAAAAGAAAUUAAAAAAGCACGGCCACAAGGCCUUCAGCUGUGCACCUGAGCAAGUCAAAAAGAAAUUCGAGGAGGACGUCCUCUUAUCGCAUCUUUUCGGCGAGGAAUUCGAGGAGGACGUCAUCUUGUGGCAUAUCGCCACCUGCAUGGUCCUGGUGGUCCUCACGGACGGAAGAAGAAGACUUGCGUCGGCAAUUGGGGUGAUGUCGGAAUACAUGAUGUUCCUUGUUGCUGUUCGCCGACAAAUGCUACCUGGCCUUGUCCUCCACAGCCAGUUGCAGGUAACCCGCAAGAAAUUGGUUGAAAUAUGGGAUGGGGGUCAGCGUAGUAAGAUACUACCCGAUCGAGAAAAAUCAAUCAUGAAUAACAAAGAAAAGCUUGCCAUGAUCCUGCGACGCGUAAGGAUCGUGGAGGACGACGAGAAUGUGCCGUCUGAGGAUAAAAUUGAAGGCAACGAAGGCGACAAGCGACCUACUACAGUAGAAAGCCGAGCUGCCCCGCGGGUAUCAGAUGAGAUGCUGGAGUUCAUCUUCAAUGUGUGGGUGGAUAAGCUGGUGUACGCGGCCGUCCGGUGCAGCAGGGAGGCCCAUGCCAAGCAGCUCAGCGCCGGUGGCGACCUCACCACCGUGCUGUGGAUGCUUAUCCAACAUGCUGGCCCGUUUUGCAUUGGAGAAAAAGCAAAGAGCAUCUCCUUCGUUGCUGCGAAGCCUAAGAAGGAGGAGGAGGAGAAGAAGAAGGAUGACGCGAAGCCACCGCUUCUGGGCUCCGCCUCCGUGCUGUCCCGUGUGCCCUCCAUACUACCACCCAUCAUACCCCCCGUGUGCCCUCCAUACUACGGCCCAUCAUGGCCCCCCCGUGUGCCCUUGGUACCCCAAUGUCCCCGCAACAUGAGAGACCAGGAGACGAACCUGAGGAAGCCAGAGAAGAUAAACACGAAGAUUCUUCUUCUGAUGAUGAUGAGGAUUCCGAAUCCGAAGAAUAAUAUGUUAUAUUAUUGUAUUGUAUUGUAUUGA